AUGAGUGGUGGCCUUUCUGCAGAGCAUUACUGUUUUCCAGGCUUUAACGUAUCAUGUGUUAGGACACAGUUCAGUGUGGGGACCAAGUUUGCCCUCUUUUUGUUGUUCGCUUUAGGCAUGGGUUUAACCAUUUUCGGAAACACGGUUGUCAUUGUGUCAAUUAGCCAUUUCAAGCAGUUGCAUAAUCCUACCAAUGUGCUUAUUUUAUCUCUUGCUCUGGUUGAUCUACUAGUUGGUGUUAUUGUGAUGCCUUUUAGUGCCAUCAGAACUGUUCAUGGCUGCUGGUUUUACGGGGAAGUCUUCUGUCAGUUGCACUCCAGUUUUUAUAUGUUUCUUACCACUCUUUCUAUCUUCCAUCUCAUUUGCAUCGCUGUAGACAGACACGAAGCUAUAUGCGAUCCUCUGCAUUAUUCCAUGAAGAUCACAAUGCCAGUGGCCUGGAUUAUGGUAUGUUGCAGCUGGGCACUGGCUGCUGUCUACUGUUUUGGAUUGCUGUACUCAAAAGCAAAUGUUGCUGGGUUGGAGGAUUACAUAGAAUCAAUUUACUGCCUUGGUAGUUGUUACCUUCUCUUUACCCCCCUUUGGGGAAUCCUGGACAGUAUACUUUCCUUUUUCUUUUCGUGCACUGUAAUGAUUUGCCUGUACACUAAAAUUUUUAUUGUUGCUAAAGCGCAUGCACAAAAGAUUGGGGAUGUGAAAAAAGGUUCCAAUGAAAAAGGAAGAGCUGGUUUGCUUAAACAAUCUGAGCACAAGGCUGCAAAGACUCUUAGUAUUGUGCUCGGUGCAUUCAUCUUCUGUUGGAUGCCAUUGUUCACAAUCUCUUUGUUUGAAAUGAUCUUAGGUUUCUCCACACCAGCUGCUGUGUCGGAGUCCAUUUUCUGGUUGAGUUACUUCAAUUCCACCUUGAACCCAAUUAUUUAUGCCUUAUUUUAUCCCAGCUUCAAAAAAUGUUUCUAUUGUAUCUUCACGCUGAAAAUAUUCAGCCCGAGUUCUUCAACCAUGAAUGUAGCUUUUAACUGACAAAACUGUACUCUGGAAAUGUACUAUUCACCCUUAAAGAUUUCUGAAAUUGAAGCCUGCAUGUGCAGGGUCUUUGCUGUCAGAUAUUCCAUCAUGCAUGUUUAUUUUGCAAAUGUUACUUUACAAUACUUGUCAAUAAAUGUGAUGUUUUCGAAUGCAACCUGUUUUUUCCCAAAUUAUUUUCUCCCUAUGACUGCUGUUGCACACACUUUAUUUAUGACCUAUGUUUCAGUAUUUGAAUUGAAAAAUAUAUCAAUGAUCAAUGAUGACUUGUUAAAUACAUUUGUAUCUAUCUUAUAUCAAAGAUCAAUUUACACUUGUUACAACUAAUCACUGUCUAUAAUUUUUUUAAGAUGAUAUGCAGGGCUUAUCUGAAAUAUUUUACAUCGUUUGCAGAAUCCUUAUCUUGUGUGUUUUUCUCCACUAAUGGUGAGAAGAUUUUACAAAGUUGACACUGUUUUUGUUGUUGUUUCACACUUAUACUUCAGUUACUUUGUCCCAUAAAUACAUACAAAUUGUCAUUGUUGUUAAAUUUAAGAGGAGAGCCUAUAAUUUAUAAUCGGUUCAGUCUUCAGAACAGUAAUUGUGAGGAUUACAUUGUCCCAACUAAUCAGCAUGACUGCUUUAUCCUUUCUAGUUUAUUCAGUGGACACGGAUGCUUAUGUGUUGACUUCCUGGAGCAUUAAAAAAAGAAUGUGAAUAGAAAUAUAUAUUUUGCGAUUUGCGUUGAAAAUUUAGACAAUAAUUUUGAAAAAGGGAUUUAUUAAGAAAAACUUGCAACACCUCUAAAGGUCAUCUAGUUCAAUGAUAUUAUAGUAUUAAGUGUGUUCAUCAUUUUUCAUAAAUGGUUUUAGGAUAGGAUAGGAUAAUACUUCAUUGAUCCCCAGAGGGGAAAUUCGGGCAAUUGCAGCAGCACAAGAAAAGUAGGUCAAACAAAAUAAACAUUUAAACAGAAUAGAUCAGAUAAAAAAUGAUACAAAUAAAAAUAGAGGCUACAAGUACAAUAUGAAUGGUGAAGUGAACUAUGCAGGGAAUUAAGACAUUAUGUGCAGUGAAUGGCAAGAUAAAGUGACAAGUGAUGAUUAAAGUGACUUGUCAUGAUUAACAGCAGCGUAAAGAGCAGUGAAGAGAGGCAGUGUUGUAUCGCUGUAAUGUAGAGUGCAGUUAUAUAGUACAAUAUAA
Messenger RNA from Labrus mixtus (cuckoo wrasse), 2202 nucleotides. RefSeq names its product trace amine-associated receptor 13c-like. The transcript has a single exon. Gene Ontology annotation, biological process: G protein-coupled receptor signaling pathway. Gene Ontology annotation, molecular function: trace-amine receptor activity. Gene Ontology annotation, cellular component: membrane. The coding region runs from base 1 to 1020 and encodes 339 amino acids. The record is from RefSeq and is a predicted model, not a curated record. NCBI's taxonomy places the organism in Eukaryota, Metazoa, Chordata, Actinopteri, Labriformes, Labridae.